Caretta caretta (loggerhead turtle) is the source of this 2957-nucleotide messenger RNA. It is a transcript of the gene ZNF346, whose product is annotated as zinc finger protein 346. The record is from RefSeq and is a predicted model, not a curated record. Lineage: Eukaryota; Metazoa; Chordata; Testudines; Cheloniidae. Gene Ontology annotation, molecular function: zinc ion binding; double-stranded RNA binding.
GAUAGCUCCGUGCUGGGGGCGGGGCCGGCCGGGGCGCCAGUAGAAGAUGGCGGACGGGGCGGGUAGCAACGGGGACGCCGCGGCCUUGCCGGUGGGGAAGGAGGCAGUGGAUCGUAUGAUCAGAGAGAACAGCCACAUUUUCACAGACGCUCAGUGUAAAGUGUGCAGCGCAGUGCUCAUCUCAGAGUCCCAGAAGCUUGCUCAUUACCAGAGCAAAAAGCACGCAAACAAAGUGCGGCGGUACAUGUCGAUUCACGGCGAGGAGGAGUUCAGUCAGGGGAAGAAGAUAAAGCUGGAGACCAAGCAGGAGAGCAGCAGUGGAGAAGACCGGAACAAAUGCUGCCCCAUCUGUAACAUGACCUUUUCCUCUCCCGUUGUGGCCAUGUCUCACUACUUAGGCAAGACUCAUGCCAAGAACCUGAAGCUGAAGCAGCAGUCCCCCAAAAUGGAAGUAACGAUGCCUCCACAGAAAUCCCCGGCUGACCUCCCUCCCUCUGCUGUAUCUUCCAACGAGGAGAACCAGAACACUUCUGACCCUGACAAGUUCUGCAGCCUGUGCCAUGCCACUUUCAACAAUCCGCUCAUGGCAAAACAGCAUUAUGUAGGGAAGAAACACAGAAAGCAAGAGACCAAACUCAAGCUGAUGGCACACUAUGGUCGUACCUCUGACACACCUGCAUCCUCCUCCAUGGCUGGGAAGGGGUACCCCUGCAACACUUGUAAUGUAGUACUGAAUUCCAUAGAGCAGUACCAAGCUCACAUCAGCGGCUUCAAACACAAGAAUCAGAUGCCAGGAGCAGUGCCCACCGUAGGACGGUUCCCAAGGCAGCAGUAUGUUCGGGAAGAGUCAACUGCCCCUGGGGGCUACAGUUACUUCAGCCAGGACUUCUAGAGCAAUCUGCAGCCCUUUUCUUGGAGCUGUCAGAGGCCCAAGAACAAGCAUUCUUUGCCAGCCCACAGUGGCUUCAUUAUCCCUCUGGAUAAGCAAAGCCGUUCCCUCCUAGGUGCGCCUGUAGAUCAGCCCUAGGGCUGGAUGUCUCUCUUUGAUGAAGGAUCCAGCAGAAGCAGACAUUAGCCAGCAGGACCUCGCUCCCCAAGAACGGUUCUCAUUGUGCAGUUUCUUCCUGUGUGGCUGGUGGGGUGAGGAUGUGUCUGGUACAGGCAGGGUCCAGCCACUGCAAACGGUCUGUCUCAAGGCCACCUCCUCCCUCACCUAGAACAAACAGCCUGGAAUUCCUGCAUCUGAUGAGCCAACACCCUGUGCCAGGGGUAUCUGUCACCGAAGGAAGGCUCCUGGCUCUCAUAGGGCAAUGGCUAGGAGGUGAGGUGUGGAUUGGACGCUUCGCUACACCAACAAAUUAGCCUUGCCCAGGCUUAGACUGGGAAAUCCUAGCGCUGUGUUUCUUCCUGCCCCCUCCCCCAGUUGGGUUUGUGCACAAAGUUUCUUGGUCCACUGACUGCCAUUAGGGCUUUUCUGUAGCUCUGCACGUGUUGGUUCUGGAGCAUCUGUUAGGGUGGUCUCUUUACAUAGUUACUGUGUAUGGCAUACAAAACCUGCUGCUAAAACAGGGAGCAGACAGGGCCCUCAGAAGUAGAGAAUACAAGCUGCUGGGUCUCCAGAGAACUCUCAGGACCCCAUAGGCCUCCACUUAUGGCGCUUUUCACUUGAAAGGAAGGAAACUUUCAAACCCUCCUUGCAAAGGUUUCUUUUUACGUCAAACAUUCGUGUCAGUCUGUUAGAGGAAAUGGUUGAAUCAGGUGUCCUUCAUGCAAAACCUAAAGAUGUUAGCAAAUCUUGAUGUGGUGCUAGCAAGGCUGAGCUCCUUGGGAGAAUGCUCCCAGACUCGUUAGAGGAGACCCCCGAAGGAAAGGCUAAGGUGGCUUUGAAUCUCAGAUCACAUUUGUGUGGUAUUUUUUUUCCCUUCAGUUGAGGUAUUUUCCUUUUAGUCUCUACUAAGCUUCUGCACAGAGCUGCACUCUUCCAGCUGGCCUGUCCAUGGGUUCUUUCUGACAGGCUGACACCCCUUCCCUGUACCAGGCCUUGGCAAGCCCCCAUUUGGCUGUCCUCCCUAUCUCGUCCCUCAUGAGGCUUGUCUUGGGUCCUGGGGUUUCCCACACCUUGUGCAGGUCUGUUGUGCUGCUUUUAUCCCCCAGGAGUGACAUCCAUCCCUCGAAAGGGGGAGACGUGCCCACUCUGCGACACAUGUGGACAGUGAUCUCCUGGGGCCGAUAGGAGGGAGUGUUACAGCUGUGGAUGCUGCAUGUCUGCCAAGGCUGGGGGGAGUGGUGGUUGGGCAUUACCGCUUUGUGGCUGGGAUUCCGAAUCAAGGCCAUUGACUUUCUCCCUGAGCUCUGUGUGAAGCAGCUAACGUUGGAGUAAGACUGGGAGCUGGCCUGGGCUCCAAGGCGUAACCAAGAUGACAGGCACGGGGGAAGUGAACACACAAAGCAAGGGAACCAAGUUGGACGCUAAUCUCUGAGCUAACAUCUCUAUGGAGUGAACUCCUUCCCCUCCACAGUCCAGGCUGCAGCUCUCCUCUACAGACUGUCCUGCAUUAUCACACUAGAAGAGGCUGCUGCUGGUCUGCCUAGUGCUUUCCAGUCUUGCCAUACUGCAAGACCCAUAGGCUGACUCUGCCCUGCUGAAGAGCCCUUCCCAACAUCAGACUGACUAAUGAGCAGUAAAUUCUAACAAACUGAAGGGAACACCAUGUGCAUUAUGCACACUCCCAUACUGUGCUGCUUUCUAGCUAGCUAGAGUCUCAGUGUGCCGGUCUCCAGAGUUCCUGGUGGCAGGCGCUGUAUGUUAACACCAGGAGCUCUCCACUUCCAGCAUCACAGGAGCAGUGUGCAGGUCUGCUCCACUGCCGGGGCUGCCUCCUCUGCUACCCAGUGUCCGUGUACCUGCUGUUCCCCUAGGAUAAGGUCUCUGAAUAGAGGGUUACUGUGCGUGUGUA